CGGCAAGCGCAUAGGUGCAUGCGUGGAUGUGGGCCCGAAGCACCGACAACCUGGACCAGCCGGGAGAUGGGACCCAGCGGCCGCCCGGGACCACAACCCCUGGCCUCAAGGGCAAGCCAGGCAAAAGGCUGUCGGCCGCCCAGAGCCACUUCCCCAAGCUGGCAGAGUGUGCCCACUUCCACUAUGAGGCUGUCGACUUUGGGAACAUCCAGCUGUCACUGGAGCAGGGGGAAGAGGCCCCAGGGGACGAGGACCCCCUUUUUGUCAUCCAGGUCACCUGCCAGGGCCGGACAUGGCGGGUGCGGCGGAGCUACGAAGAGCUGCGGACACUGGAUGGGCACCUGCACUGUUGCAUCUUUGACCGGCGCUUCUCCCGCCUGCCCCCCCUGCCCCCCGGGCCGCGGGCCCAGGUGGAUAACCAUGGCAACCGGCUGCUGGUGAACGAGGAGGCCUCCAUUAAUGUCCCGGCCAUCGCAGCUGCCCACGUGGUGAAGCGCUACGCGGCCCAGACACCUGGGGAGCUCUCCUUCGAGGUGGGCGACAUCGUGUCAGUCAUUGAUAUGCCGCCAGCGGAGGACACAAGCUGGUGGCGUGGCAAGCACGGCUUCCAGGUCGGGUUUUUCCCCAGCGAGUGUGUGGAGCUGUUCCCCGAUCGCCUGAGCCCAGGGGGCAAAGGAGGGGGCACCACCCCCCCCCCGCCAUGUGUGCCCCCCCCACGCUGGCUGCACCCACCCCUGUGCCCCUCUGCAGCACGGCGCCGGGGCAAGCUGGCAGGGCUGCUGCGUGCCUUCCUGCGUGCCCGGCCCACUCGCCAGCGCCUGCUGCGGAGGGGCUCCACCCCCCUGCGUUGGUUCUGCCCCUGUGCUGACCCCGCCCCUGCCCCCACAGUGCCGGCCGUGCUGCGGUGCUGCGCUGCCUUCAUCGAGCAGCACGGGCUGGUGGAUGGGACCGGGCUCGCCUCCAACAUCCAGCGUCUGAGGCACGAGUUUGACAGCGAGCGGGUGCCGGCGCUGGCCCGGGCGCCGUUCCUGCAGGACGUGCACAGCGUCAGCUCGCUCUGCAAACUCUACUUCCGCGAGCUGCCCGCGCCGCUCCUCACCCACCGCCUGCACCCGCGCUUUGCUGAGGCCAUGGCGGUGUCCAAUGAGGAGGAGCGGCUGGUGAGGAUCCACGAUGUCAUCCAGCAGCUGCCCCCACCCCACUACAGGACGCUGGAGUUCCUGCUGCGGCACUUGGCACGCGUGGCCACGCGGAGCCGUGACACUGGCAUGCACGUGCGCAACCUGGCCAUUGUGUGGGCCCCAAACCUGCUGCGGUCACCAGCACUGGAGGGGGCAGGGGCCGGAGGCGGGGCCGAGGCCUUCCGCGAGGUGCGCAUCCAAUCGCUGCUGGUCGAGUUCCUGCUCAGCCACGUGCACGUGCUCUUCAGCCGCAGCUUCACCUCAGCUGGGCGUGAUGGGCCAGGGCACCCCCCGUUGGCCCGACCCAACUCCCUGCUGUGCUCUGGCACCACCCCCCGGCUUCUGUCGCUCGAGGAGGCCCAGGCUCGCACCCAGGCCCAGGUGCCUGCGCCCGGCCCAGGCAAGGCCCCCCCUGCACCUGACUCUCCGGAGGAGAGGCGCGGGCGCCGGGCACCAGGAGGCGGCUGGAAAACCUUCUUUGCACUGGGCAGGAAGUCCCAACGCCUCGGGGGGCUGCUGGGCCUUGGGGAGACCCGGGCUGGGCUGGGGCCCGACGCUGUCACGCUGCGCUCUGCUAAGAGUGAGGAGUCUCUGACGUCCCAGACCAGCACUGCUGGCCUGGCCCCCCGGACCCGGCUGCGGCGCCCACGCUCUGUGAGUGAGGCCCUGUCAGGUGCGGGGUGCUCUCCGCGGCCCCCCCCACCCAGCCUGUCCUGCGAAUCGCUGGCCUCAUCAGGGGGCUCAGGGGGCGGUGCUGACAGCCCUUCGGCCCCCUCGGACCCCCGCACCUCAGCCUGGCUGGAUGACGGCUCUGACCUGGACCUCAGCCCCCCAGCCUGGCUGGGGGGGGCGCGGGGGCGGGGGCCGGUACCCCCAUAA
Alligator sinensis (Chinese alligator) is the source of this 2060-nucleotide messenger RNA. RefSeq names its product Rho GTPase activating protein 33 (gene ARHGAP33). Gene Ontology annotation, biological process: small GTPase-mediated signal transduction. Gene Ontology annotation, molecular function: GTPase activator activity; protein binding; phosphatidylinositol binding. NCBI's taxonomy places the organism in Eukaryota, Metazoa, Chordata, Crocodylia, Alligatoridae. The record is from RefSeq and is a predicted model, not a curated record. Gene Ontology annotation, cellular component: nucleoplasm; fibrillar center; actin cytoskeleton.